Molecule: messenger RNA, 41859 nt
Organism: Pelobates cultripes (western spadefoot toad)
Lineage: Eukaryota; Metazoa; Chordata; Amphibia; Anura; Pelobatidae
Source: the annotation of a GenBank genome assembly
GUGACUCUACUGGAGAAAUAUUUUUAUUGUGCUCUGUAAAUAUGCAUAAAGCCUCAGUAAACAUGUGAUAUAAUUGUCACAAUUCCCAUAAUCCGUUGCAACUUCCCUACCUUACUGGCCUCACCCUAAUGCUUUAGUUUUCGAAUACACCUUUUCACAAUGAAAAACCCCCUGACAGGCUCUACGGUAAGUUAAUUAUGUAUUUAUUUAAGAUACAAAUCAAUACAAACUUGCUCUAAAUAGCAGAAAUUAUCUUUAGAAUAUUUUGGAUAUGAAUUUCGAUCUUUGAUACGAAAAGAAAUGUUUAGAUAUAUUGCAUGAAUAAUUAAGGAUAUACAAAACAGUAACAUUAAUUGCUAGUUGUUAAUAUUAUUAUUGACAUAUUAUAUAGCGCCAACUUAUUCCUCAGUGCUUUACAAUAUUAUAAAUAGGGAAAUCUGUCGAUAAAUGGGACAAUUACAAAAUGUUACAGGAACAAAAGGUUGAUGAGGAACCUGCACGAAAGAGCUAUCAUACGCUAUGUGUAUCUCUAAUGCAUUUCCUGCAGAUAAGAAAUGAGACAUAGGGGUUCAUUAAAUAAGAAAUGAAUUGAAGUGAAUUAAAAAACAGAUUUCAAAAUAUAAGAAAAAAGCAGCUAAUCUGAAAAAUGUCCCAACCCUCACACGAGGGUUGUUUUGAAUUCGAAAUGAAUUUCAAAUGUAAGGCCAGAGUAGUCGAUCUAAAAGCUGACUAUUUUGAACUUAAUUUUGAAAUUCACUUUGAAUUCUCACUUUGGUUAAAAAAAUACUUGAUCACAAUUUGGGUAAAUUUAUACAAAUUAGGUUAUAUAAGUUUCGAUAACAUACUUUCUGAGUUUAGUGAAUUCAAAUAAUUACCAGAUUUUUGCAGGAAUACAAUAUUUAACUAAUUAGGUUACUUAAUGUUUGUUUUUAACAGUAGUUUAUCUUUGUUUCUUCUAUAUACAAAUAAAAUACUUUAUUUUGUAAUCGACUAAUAGUAAUUUCUUUUAACCCACAAAAAUGACAUCCAAUUGUUUAUUUUAUUGUUAACACUGUGCUCAUAAGAAUACUUAAAUUACCAGUAUCAAUUGUAAUUGCUUUUUUAAGUAAAUUUUUAAACACUUACAAAAAAUAAUUUAUUAUACAGACUAAUAUCCAAGUCAUCAUACAAGCAAUUGUGAUAAAAUGCCUAAUUUUUUUUUAUAUUGUACAAUUUCUGUCUACAAUUUGCAAUCUGUCCAUGUAUUUCCAUGAGAACGGUCAACAUUCCAUGAGUUUAGUUAAUAUUCUUACCAGAUCACUUGCAAAUGAAUUUCUCACUUUAUAAAAUAUUGAAUACAUUGGAUUUAUUCACUAAGCAGUGAAUUACAGUGAACUGUAAACCAAACUGCGAAAUGUAGGUGAAAAUAGCCAAGCUAUGAGCAGUUGAGCAAGAUAACAUUUACAAAUCAGAUUUCUUUGCCCAAAUGUGAAAAUUGCUUUGCAAUGCUACAAUUACUACAAUUUGCUGUUUCGCUAAUAAUCCUCAUAGUUUUAAUAAUGUGAUUGACAGGUUAGUGUGCCUUCCUAUCCCAUAUUCCAAUGUUCCAGUUUCUUUGAACUAAAGUGGAGUUAGUAGUUUGAUGCUUUUAUAAAAUAUCUGAUCCUAUAAUUAUAAAGGUUUCAAAGUUCAGUGCAACUGGUUUAUUUUAGGUUAUAUAUGAACUAUAGUUCUCUGGCAGCAUGGGGCAGCUAUUAGGGAGGUAAUGGGGCAACCGCCUCUCCCCCCCCCCCCGGUUACUGGUAUGCACGCACUGUGCACUGCAGCCUCACUGCACAAUUUAUCUACUGAUUAAGCGCUGCAGGAGGUCAGUUGAGAUGUCUGCUGGCAGAAUAUUUCAGAAAUGAGGCAGAAACUGUGUCAGUGCCUUUGCUAGUCCAUUACUCUGUGGGUUUGUGCUAGGGCUGAUUGCACCCGAUUCCAGUGCUCUCCAGUCCUGGACACACCCAGUGACAUAUUUUCCAUGGAACUGCAGUAUCUGGGACGAACCAGACUACCAUACAAUGCAGAGACGGUUUGGUGUGGAGGUUCUUGCAAGUGGAGUCACAGGAAACAGAGUUUGCAUCUCAGUGAAUGCUCCUUCAUGCUAUGUAGAUCACACCUUCCAAGUGUCCCUUCUUAGCAGGAACAGUCCAUUUUUAGGGUCCAAAUCCAUCUGUUUCUGUUUUCUAUCCUAAUGUGCCUAUUUCCUAGGAGCUUCAUAGUGAUGGUGUUUAAAUGUAUAAUGGAGCACCACCGUAAUAAUUCUCAGCAAUGUAUCGUUAACCUGUUAAGGAUGGAGGCAAUUGUACAAGUUCUAAUCAAAAGAAAACAUAACAUUUGAGCUAUAUGUCUAUCCAAUCAUAAUUUAUCUUUCAUAAUAAGUGCACCCACACUUAAUAUGAAAGGUGCAUUUAUUAUAUAUCAUUUUGUUCAAGAGAAACAGGGUUUUCAUUUCACAUCUAAUAUUCAUAUAUGAAACAUAAUUUAAUAUGAUUAAAAUAUUUUGAGAAAUUAAGAAUUGUUUUUAUUUUUCAAGUUCUGCAUGAAAUUUUAACUGUGAAUGUUAUAAUACUGUUAGCUUUUACUACAAUAAAAUACACAUAUUUGUAUUUAGCUAUGUCUUACGAAUAGAACAGUACCCCCCAUGUACAGGUUUUAUAGGGUUUUGGAAAAUUACAAGAUCAAAUAUAGGACUUUCUCCAUUUUCAGUUUUUACUCAUUGAAAUUUGCCAGUUACCAUAAUAUCAGUGUAUUGCAGUAUGCAGAACAGCUCCUGAACCUGCAUCAGCCUAUCCCUGGAAGUAAUAGAACAUAUCUCCGAGAGUCCACCAGAGAGUCCGCCUUGUCGCUGCAGAGUAGGGUUCCCCUCCAGCCAUUGGCCUGAAUGAGGGCCAGCAUCCUGAUGGCAUUUGGGCACCAAGUCUUUUCCCCCGAUGGGGGUAGUGGGAAGAUCCAGAUAGUGAGUACCAUUGUCGGCAGUGAAUCUUCACUUUUUGUGGUCGAUGCAUUGAGACAAAGCCUCUUGGGGCUCUCAGCCCAUGAGGGCAGACAACAAGAUGGGUAUCUACUUUCAGAUCAGAUUUGCCCUAUGGGAAUCUCCUCUUCUCCGGUAUCUUCAGCUGUUGUGUUCGGAGCAUGGAGGCAACACCUCCUGAGGCUCUCGACCCAGGAGGGUAAGUGACAGGAUAAGUGAGCUGUUGCAGUCUGGAUUUGCGCUGAGGGUUCCCACCUCUCUCCAGUGCAAUGGUGUUCCGCCUGUCUGCUUGUUGCUGAGCCUCUUUGGUUCUCUGACGUUCCUGUAGCUUUUGCCAGAAGCCCUGGAAGAUUGCAUCUAGAUAUUUUAGGGCAGUUUCCAUAGAUUCUCGAGCGAGUGGCUGGAAUGGGCCUAGGCCCCGCAAGGCUGAGUGAGGUGAAUCCACCAUCUUGAGGAAGCAGUAAAAUCAAGGUUGCUGCUGGAAGUAAGAGGUAAGUGCAGCAGGUUUAACGCAGUCAGCUUCAGUGGGAACCGGGAUAUCCCCCACCGGCCCGGGGUGGGGGGAAGGGUUUCAGGCACAGCUCUGUCAGCGAAGUCCCUCCAAGGUUUCUAGCCACAUCUCCCAGUCGGGCCCACACCAGACCGCACAUCAAACAAGUUGGAGCCGAGUCCUGCCAGCAGCCCAUGUGCACAGGUAGUAUUCCUGAUAGCACCUAUCCACCGCCAGGUAUCCGUCUGUAGCAAUACUUCAAGCGAAUGAGCUAGGUUACUGUAGUAAAAUCAGAUUAAGUGAGGAGCUCACUCCCCCGCUCCCCAAAUGUUGUUAUUUUUCAAGUUCUGCAUGGUAUUUUAGUUGUGAAUGUCACAAUACUGUUAGUUUUACUGCAAUAAAUUACACAUAUUUGUUUUCAGCGAUGUCUCACUAGUACAACAGUACACCCCAAUGUACAGGUUUUAUGGGGUUUUGGAAAGUUACAGGGUUAAAUAUAGGGCUUACAAAUUAAAUUCUCUGGAAUUUAAUUCUGCCUGGGUUGUCAGGCAGGUCUCCCAAUAUAUAAUUAAUAAAAUCACAUAAUUAUGUAAAAAUAAUGCAAUUAAUGAAAUUAUUAUAAACAAAAAUCUUUAGACGAAAGUAUCUGAAAUGAAAUAUAGUUAAUUUCUGCAACUUUGGCCUAAAGUUGUUCAUCAUAUAUUAUCAUAUAUAAAAUCAUAUACUCAUAUAUUAAACAUUUUAGGGCAAAUUAGUUGAAAUGUAACAUAGCUAUAGAUAGAUAUUAGCACGUUUCAUUUGAGCAACUUUGGCCUAAAAUUUUUAAUAUAUGAUGUAAUAUUUGUAUAUAUGAUUUAUAUGUGAGGUAAAAUUUGUAUAUAUGAUUUAUACAAUAUUACAAAAUGUCACUAAUUUUGUGUUGGUGAAUCUGCCUGACCACCCAGUCAAUCUCGGCAAUUCGGCCGAUCAACUCAUGUGAUCACAGUGUCACCUUGAUCACGUGACUCAUAUCAUUGGGAUUGACUGCAGGCUGACUGCCUUGGUUGUGAGGCAGUCCUCUAGAUCAGAUCCGGUGAGGAGGGCAAGUAUGCUGACUGCAGGGAGGGCAUGCUAGGCCAUGCUAGGCCGCCCUAACAGUGUUAAAGUUCUCCUUUUGUAGUAUGGUAUAACACGCCUUAAUGUUGGGAAAGGGUUCAAUGCAUAAAUUAUUAAUAAGUCACCUAAAAUUAUUUUGGUCAGGCCUGCCCCUGGUCACACCCACCAGCACCCCUCUGUCUAUUUAAAAUCUUAAGAGGUGUGCACAAAUCAUACUUAUGGAGGUUGCAGGGGUACAUGAUGUCCGACCUUGAGACGGCAGCAGUCUCCAUCUGUUAAACUCAUAUAUUGCAUGAUCCAAUAUGAGUAGGGACAGCCACACAGAGUUCAGCACAUAUUGUGAGCAAAAACAGGCCAUUCGUUUGAAUUUACCCAACAGUUACAAAGUUUCCAGUCCUCUUGUUUAACAGAUAAUGUGGCAAAUUAUUUAAAUCUAUUGCUUGUUUUAUGAAUCCAAAUGCAGACCACAUUUUUUAUGUAUUAACUUUUUAAUGCUUUUUUUCCCCCUUAGUAUGAAAAAGUGUAUCAAGACUUAAAGGAUAUUUCUAAAAAUGGAGAAACAUUUUGUAAAUCUCUCAUGUCUGUUCUACAGCAGAGGUGCGUACAUAUUUAUAUGUAUAUAUAUAUAUAUCUUAUUCAAAAAAAUACUUAUUCAGAAUAUUUGUGGACAUAUACCCACUAUCUGCUAUAAAAAGGUUGGAGAAUGUCAUGUGAUCAGUGAUCAAAGUCUUAUAACAUAAGUGGUUACAAUACUGGUCAGUCUUACUAUUUUCCUGCAUCUGAAAUAUUUAGGAGACUCAGUCCUGCCUUAUCAAAAAAGAAGCUUAAUUUUGCCUGUAAGCUAAAGUUUAACACAUGUAUUCUGAGCCAUUACUGAGAUAUUACAUCAUAUGUUAUAUUACAGCUUAUCAGUAUCAUAUGUAUAACAAAGUCCCAACACGUUUCUCAGUAAUGGCUCAGAAUUUGGUUAACCAGUAAUCACACCUGUGAUCAGCUUGUGAAGUCUGUGGGAGUGCUGUGUACAUAACACAUACAUGAUAAGUUCUCCUCCAAGUAGGUUUAGAUCCAAUCUAUAUUAUUGACAGAAGAUGUAGAGAUUAAAGAUAAAUUUACCCGAGGGUCACAUCCACCUUACCCAGGAAGACAAUAUAUAUUAUUCAAAUAUGUUUUUUAAAUCUAGGAGAAAGUGCAGGUAGUGGAGCGCUGAUUAAAUAAAGAUAGAUGAGAAUAGGGUAAAAAAUAACCUAACAACCUAUACAAUAUAAAUAUUUAUUUACUAAUAUGUUUUUUAAAUCAACAUAAAAGAAAACUUAAAGGAACACUACAGUGUCAGGAAAACAAUGCUGUUUUUUCAGCUAUUUUGAACUUAAAUUUUGAAUUCACUUUGAAUUGUCAUAUUAGUCAAUAUCUAUGUUCUUAGACCCAGGAGGCACAAUGAUCUAUAUCUGCCUGUCUCUCUUUAUAUCUAUCUAUGUCUGUCAGUCUACAUAGACAGACGCACACAGCACAUGAAGGCAGUGAAAAAAUACCAACCCUUCUGCCUCGCUUAGGGCAAUAUUCUCCCUCCGCCAGCACCGCAGCAUGGCUACGUUAUAAGUAACCUGAUUACUUCUUUCAGCCAGGUCUCUUCAAUGCUGUUCUGGUGCAUUGGUAGUAGUGAGAGAGAGCUGAGGGAUAGAUUCACUUUUCUGUCAUCCAACAGAUACACAUGUAACAAUGCUGAAGACACCUGCUUUAUUCAAUUGUAUGUUAUAACCUGUUGAAGGAAAAUAAUAAGCAGGAACUGAAACACCAGUUUAUGUUUUCUGUGUUAUAUAGAUAAUACAUUAAAAUAUGCAAAUAAAAACUAAAAUUUAGAGUUGCUGAAGUUGAUAUACUUGCACAGCAGACAGGCUUUUCCCUUGCCAGGAAGAGGCUCCACGAAUCAGAGGUUGUUCAUUCUGAGAUCAUAUCCCUUAUCUUAUCAGCAUGAGGCUCCACCAAUCAGGAUCAUAUUCCAUAAUUCUCUGCCCAGGGUUUCAUGAAAUAAGUAGAUUGAAUGGAACUGCUCUAUGUAGCAAAGAUACCGUGGUUCAUAAACAGCCUGGUUUAGUGUUCUGUGAACCUGGGUGUGUGCCAUGAUCUGCCUGUUUCUAUCUCCAGGUGUCCAGGGAGGGGAUUUCUAACCUAGCUUUGCAUAUGGCGUAGAAAUUCCUCUUCUGUUUUGAAAGCCAGUGGGACAAGCUUAUAGUUGCUGUAAUUCUAAGCCACUUUCAGCAGAGAGUCCCGGUGCAGGGUUUGAUCCCAUAUCUUGUUUAAUAAAUGAAAGCUGGUUUAGUGCUUACAUUGACUUUUAAUUAAUUCUUAACAUUUUACAAGGAUUAAUAACCAGAGAAAAAAAACAAUUUGUCAAAUAAUGCCAUUAUUUACUUUUCUUUAUUUAGAACUAACUUGAAUCUAAUAAAUGUGUAUUUUUAUUGCCUUGCACUGAUAAAACAUCAAGUACACAAAAAAGCAAAAAUAAUGCAUAAAUGGGCCAUAAAUAAGUAGUGUAAUUUAAUUUUCAUCUAUCAUUUUGCAUUUUUUUAUUUUAUGCCUUUUUAACAAUGUAUUUGUAUGAUAUGAUACAUAAAUUUUUUUUGUGUUGUUAUUAUUAGAAUUGUUAUUGAUAUUAUUUAUGUAUUUGCUUUCAAUAUAUUAUUCACACUUUAUUAUACACUGCAAUGGUGAUGCUUGAUGCACACUUUGCACCUCUAUGUUAAUUAUCGCUCAUGCGUGUUAAUUAUUGAUAAAGGGAAAGCUAUUGAGUGAUGGAAAAUUAGAACAUUUUAAAUUCCAAGCUUUUAUGAAUUCUGCUUUUUGAAUGGACAUAUGUGCAUAUAAAAAUCUGAGAGAAUUCAAUUUUCAACUUCAAGAAUUCAACUUCAUGCUCCAAUCCGGAAAUAUAUUGUAUUUCCUUUAAACUAAGAGAGUAACAAUGUAAUUGAGUCAAGCAUCAAAAUAAUAACUUGUCCUAAUUAACAUGACGUUAUAAUUUUAGAUCUAACCUGGAACUGUCUUAUGCCAAAGGACUGGAAAAGGUAGCAAGCAAAUUGACGAAAGCAUUAGAUCACAUGAACAAAAAGUGAGUGAACAAAAAAAAAUAAAAAAAUUGACAAUUCUUGGUUUAGUAGAUAGCCCUUUAGGUUUGGGAGGGAGGCUCUGUGUACCUGGAUAACAAAGGAACAUUGUAUGUAGAGGUGCGAAGAUUGAUUGUUUGAUUUCAGAAUGCUGUUACAGAGCAUAUCCACCCACAGAGUAAAUCAUUCAUAUCACUGACAUAUCUGUAUUAAAAAGAGUUACAAGUAUGGUGUGUACCUUCUAGGGAGUGUUCUUAAAGCCAAGUAAUACAUAAAGCCUGCAGCUUCUGAAGUAUUUUAUGACUGGAUUUCAAUUAAACAAUAUGGUGAAAUUACUUCCAGUUUUCUAGUGCAUUAUUAGUUAGUUACAUUCCCUCGCCAGCUGGAGGCGCUGCCAAUCAGGAGCCUCUCAUUCAGGUCUGUGGAGUCUGAUGUUAUUCUAUAAAUCCCUGACCAGCAGGGUUUAUUUCCUCAGCCACAGUUCCACUAAUCACAUAGGAUGACUGGAACUAUUUUAUAAAAUUAUAGAAUCCAUACCCUGACUGUCAUCAGUUUAUAAACAGCACAGUUUGGCAGUACUAUUGACUGUGCAUGUCUGCAUUUUUGAAGGUCUUGGUGCUGUGCCCAUGUCCCCAGUGGUGUAUUUUGGUUUCGUGCUGCCCUAGGCAUGACGAAACUUGGGCACCGUAACAUCUGCGCAUAUUGACAGACCCACAUACAAAUUCACUGACAGACACACACACACACACUGACAGACAAACACAUACACAUUCACUGAUGGACACACACAAACACUUAGUGACAGACAUACACACACUGAUAGACAUACACAUUCACUGACAGACAUACAUACACACUCACUGGCAGACACACACUCUCACUGACAGACACAUAUACACUCUCAUUGACAGACAUACACUUACUGACAAACACACAUUCACUAACAAACACACACACACACUCAGUGACAGGCACUCACACUCUUUGACAGACACAUACAUACACACUCACUGAUAGACACACACUGAUACUAACACACUCACAAUUUAUUAUUAUUUUUAAUUUCAAUCAACCCAGCCUCGAUAUCUUUGAGAGUGCAUGUUGUCCAGUGGGGCUGCUUGGCUGGUUCCUGUGGUGCUGGGCGGCUGAGCGUGAGAUCAAUACAGGCAGCGAGGGAUCACUCUCCCCUGAGUUCUUCCUGCUCUGCUUUCUCGCGAGCCGCUUAGUGAUGUUGGGGCCGGAGUUACAUCAUAUUCAGUCUCCGGCAUCACUACAGGGUGCGCAAGGGAACAGAACAGGAAGAGCUCAGGGAAGAGUGCUCCUUCGUGCCCACCUAGAACCACAUCCGAUUCCAGCUGAGGGAGGGGCCUCAAGGUGGCCAGCUGGCCACUUCUUGCGUCCCCCAGGACAAGAGGCUGACUAGGUAUCUGCCACGGCAUUUUUUCCAUCCAAGACAAAUGCCUUGAUAACCUAAAUACAACGCUGCCUGUCCCCCUUAUCCCUGCAAAGUGAAACUUUGUUUACCAGGCAGCCACUAGAGGCGCUUCCUGCUGUUUGACUCUAUGAAACGACGCUGAACUUCCUUACGCUUAACAUAAGGACAUCCAGCGUCCUCAAAAUCAUCAUAGGAAAGCAUUGAUUCAGUGCAUUCCUAUGGGGAAUGGCCUAAUGGGUAUGGGGUGCUCACCACGCAUGCGCAUUAUGUCCCCCCUUGGCGCUGACAUCGGAGAAGGCAGAUAUAGAGGCAGUGCUGAGGAUCCUUGGCACUGGAAUCAGGUGAGUGAAAGAAAAGGUAAUUUAACCCUUUCAGUGCUGUGGGAGGAAGGGAUGGGGGGCAGAGGAACUAUUUAGUGUUAGGAAUACAACUUUAUGUUCCUAACACUAUAGUGUUCCUUUAACCCCUUUAGCUCCAGCCAGACAUGGUAUUGUGCAAUGUCAACCUCUGCUACUAUUUGACCACAAUUUUUAUAAUCCUAGAGUUGGCAGCAGUUUAUAUGAGUGUUAAGCAAAUAUCAGUCAGUAUUACUGUGAAGUAUCACAGUUUUUUAUGUGUUAUUUGUUUUCCUUUUACACACUAUCCAGGUUAUUCACUAUAAUGAGAAUUUAAGGUGAAUUUCAACUUUAAGGUCAAAAUAAAUGAACUGGGAACAUUCUCUAAGUCAGCUCAGCUACUCUGACCUUAAAUUUAAACUUCAUUUUUAAUUCACUUUGAAUUCUCACCAUAGUGAAUAACUCGAAACAGGAUUCUUCCAUUUCAAUUUAUUGGUUACGGUUUUUGCAGUGCGUAUAAUGUGGAAUGUGAAGCCCCACUAUAAUUGCAUGACGUUAUCAUUGUAAUGGCUUAGUGGGAGAUACCAUGUACAAACAUAAGAUACGGUGAAAACAAAAUCCAUAAAUCCCCUUUCUGCUCACAUCUAGUUGCAUCCACGAUGCCUGGACAUGCGCAUCAGAUGAAAUGAAGACGACGGCAGAAGUUCACAAGUACGUUUUACCAAUUUUAUCUAUCGUAGUCACAAUGUAUGGGAUAAUCUUAGAAGAUAAAAGAGAUACAACAAUGAUUGUGUGCCGUUUUAUAGGUUUAUUAAAUAAUUUUCAUUUUUGUUUUGUUGUUCUGUUGUUUAAAACAGAUGUAUUUUAUACAUUGUUAAUAUUUUCUUACACAUAAUGUACGGUUAGUUUUGACACAAAAUCUAAUUAUAUGUUUCAUGCUUAAUAUUUGCAUAGAUUUUCUGUUUUCACGCAUUUGCAUUCUGACAUACAAGAUUAUUCAUUGAAGUGAGAAUUAAAGGUGAAUUCAAAUUGAAUUUCAAAUUUAAAGUCAACUACUAUAGCCUUAAAUUUGAAAUUCACUUGUAAAUCGACAAUUAUAGUCUUUAAAGUGACACUAAAGGCACCCAGAUCACUUUAUCUCAAUUAAUGUUGCCCCAUUUAAACUGCAGCUGAAAGCAUUUAGGAUUUUGCCACACAUAACUCUAGCCUCCCAGUGCUUUUUUAUGGGAGGCUGAGAUGAUUAAUUUCGAUGAUCUCAGUCAAGGAGGCAGAGCUUUCCAACACAAACCAGUAUUGCGAGGGAGGAAAAGUAAGUAAAAUACCUUGUUUUACUCCCUGCAAGGGGGCGGGUUGGUUUCCCAAACAGCCAACAAGGAACUAUAGCGUUAGUAAUGCACAUUUGUUUUCCUAACACUAUAAUGUUCUUUUAGCGGUUUCUCUGUUACAUGCUCUUGUAUCAGUCAUUAUGCAAAAUAUAUUUUGAUUUGUAAACAAUUCCAACAGUCGUGAUCCAUUAAAUAUAAUUUUGUUUGCCCUCUUAGCUUUUUCUGUUUAUGUAAAAAACAAAAACAAAAAAAAAACCUAUCUCUUGUAAUCUCUUAUAAUGUGUCCUAUCAAUUCUCCAUGAUGGUCUGGUCCUCACCUUACAGUAUUGAAGUUACUGUACCAUGUACAGGAAUGUUUCCAGAGAAAUAAGAGUUGUAGCAGAAUGAGUUUUAUUCAUGUUAACAAUAGGAAGCUUGUACACAUUGAUACAUAACAUACAAGUACACGGGUCAAGACAAGAAUAAAAAACUAGUGCUAGAAAAUUUAGAUUUUAUUUAUCCGUAGCUCCAGAUUUACAUCCAAGUUCAUAAUGUUCUUUUGCGUUGAAUGGACUAUUACUAUCAUUUGAAUGAAGAUAUGAUGUUGACAGAGUUUCACCAGACUUAGGGAUUUUAAAUGAAAUUCAUGAUUAUCAUCUAUCACCUCUCAAGUGUGUGUACACCCCAGUAAUUCAAUGUUUGCAGCACAAAAUUAAUAGGAGCAACAAUUUCUCAUUAGACGGUUUGCAGAUUUUAGAACACAGGUUUGCAAAUGUGUGGUGGAGUUGUCUUUCAAUAGUCGUCAGUAUUUAUAUACUAUAUAUGGUAAUUCCCCAAGCUACUUCCCACAGAAAAUAUAUGUGGAAGGCGAGGAACCCAUGUAUCCCCCCAGAGAUUUCCUAUCGGCAGUAUGUGCUACUCAAUGAUUUUCCAAAAUGAUCAAGCACAGAAGAUUUAAUUUGCAAUCAAACCUAAAUGAGCCUGAAUGUGUCCAACUAUGUUCAUAAUAAUUUCUGCAAUUAGUUACUUUAUGCGUUUCUUCAUAAAACUGGAAAUGUGGACAACUGAUAAGAAAAAAAGUUGUGUUUAAAUGUCCCCUAUAAGGGAGUAUCGAUCACUCAGAAGAAUGGAAAAUAGAUAAGGAAAUUUGCAAAUUAUUAAACAAAAUAGCUGAUCUGAGAACGUUGGCAGUCGGAAGAUAUUCCGACUGUGUAUUUUGGUCUAAAAAUUUUAUUCUCCGCCAUUCUUAAUUUAAUGUAUAAUAUAUUCCAUUUAAAUUCGGUUCUAUUCUGAAGAUAUCCUUCUAGAUUUAUCUUCCAAAGACCAAAAAAGGCGAUAGUGGAUGUUUUACAUUAUCUGCCUUUUCAGAUUCUAUUAUGUUUUCUUUUUGCAAACCUGUCUGCUAUAAAUAACAGAUAGUAGCAUUAAUAUAAUCAAUAAAAAAGAAAUGAGAGAACUGUUAUGAUAAGUCUGUAUACUGGCUGAAAUUAGGUAAAAUCAGUUGGUAAUGGGUCAUAUUCACAUGCCAUCAACUCCGUCUGUCAUUAAAAAUAACCUAUUUUCAUUUAAAAGAGUAUAAAAUUCCAUCAAUAUAUUGUACUAGACAAAUAUGCGCAUUUCAUUUUAUUCUAUUAUUUGCUAUAAACUCUGUGUGCCAUCGUUCUAUGAAGUGACUCUGAAUGCAGAAGAAUCCUACUACCUAUUUUAUGGCGGCUAUCUGCAUUACUUUUACAAAUUAUGCAUCAAAUGUUUUAUGUUCGUUAUUAUUGGUUCUAGAUAAAUGAUGUUUCAAUAUGUAUUAGAAUAUUUGUAAUUUGUUUAAAGAUUUUUUUUGGUGUGGAUCUCAUACUACAUUGGAUUUGCACUAUUUAACCUUUACCCCAAAAGAGUUAAAGACAAGGUCACGGAUUCAUUCUGAUAAUAGGAUGUAUUUUUAUUCUCUCGCAGAAAGUUAGGCACAGCCAUUCAAACAGAAGCAAUAAAACCUACAAAUCAAGUUCUGGAUGAGCAUGACAAGAGGAGGAAAAAGGUAAAGAUUUGACAGUUUUAUUAUUCUAAAUAAUGCUUUUGCUUGAUAAUCGCUGCUUUCACUAAAGGUGUAAUCCUACAGUUUAAAUUGAAGCCUUGCUCUGGUAUGCUAUCAGUAUAAAGACAGUUUUACGGCAUUGAUGCAGGUAUAACCAGCAUUACAUAUAAAAAGUACUGCAGUACAACGUAACACUAAUGCUUAAAGCAUCAAAUAUACAGUAUUUACAAAAAUGUUUAUUGAUUUGCUAAUGCUGGUCAUUCAGCUAUUUAUUACCCACUCAACUCGUUAAGGGACAUUUUUGCACAAUCUCAUUGCUAACUGUAUCUAGUUAUGGGUUGGAGUUUUGUUUUCUGAAAUUGUGAGCAUAUUUUAUUAUAACAUUUAUCUUGAAUGCCAGUCUGUCCAGGCACAGCCAAGGCAUAUCAUGCAAAUUAAUUUAUCAUCCAUAGUACUUUGUGUGCAUGUGCAUCCAGAGCAUCACAGGACAAUGAUACCUCAUCCCAGUAAGCUUUGCAAUAGGUUAUAAUGUGUGAGGGAUUGCCAUUUUCAGAGAAUUGAUAGUUAAUAUUUAAUUAAAUUAGAGGUGAGAUGGAUGUGGAAAUUCUCCCCCUCCAAAAAAAUAAAUUGAAUGUCCACCUCUAAGGCAUAAUUUGAUCCUUCUUAUUAAAUAAACAAGGUUAUUAACAAAAGUGAGAAUUGACUCUUAAAUUAGCCAAAUUGGAAGGAUAGCUAAAUUAGAGAAUUUUUCUAGUUUGACUAUUUUGGAAUUAUACUUGAAAUUCACUUUGAAUUUGUUCUGAAUUAUUACGCAAGCCCAGUCCUUCGACAAUUCUCACAUUAGUGACAUAUAUUGAAAACUAGCACUAAAACUCACAAUAUAUUGUGUGUUUAAAUUGCAAUAAAUAUUAAGAUAACUUAUUGUUAAUAAAACUUCUUGACUUUGUUCUAAACUAUUUAUCUGAUUACAUAAAUAAAUAUUCAAGGGAUCAUGUACUCCCUUGAAAUGGGACCCCUUGCUGUUUGCAAUGCCUUGUUCGCUAUUUUCUAUUUCCACCAGAGGUAACGUUAAUAGUACUUUGGUGAUUUAACAUGCCGAUAUCUGGUUCCUUACCCUUGGAUCUCUAGAGGGGAGGGAGAUGGGCACGGAUACAAGAUUUAUUUCAUUUUUACAUCAAACAGUUGAUUCUUGAAGAAGCCGCAUUAUAGACAAAGUAGAGAUCAUCGAGCUUUGAGCUGAAGCCCCAGGUGUUUCAAAAAGCUAGCAAUUCCCCUGACCUCCAUCAUGCUUCAUGUUGUUUCAUAUUGUGGAUGUUUGUUCCAGUAAUUAUUAAUAAAAACAGAAAAUAGAUGGUAUUUUUAAAUAUAUAUAGGAAUAUUUUCUUUUAUUUUAACUGACAUUGGUCAAGUUUUUAAUUGAACUAUAUGUAGUUUUGACACUGGAAAAAAUUAUAAAUGCAACACUUUUGUUUUUGCCCCCAUUUUUCAUGAGCCGAACUCAAAGAUCUAAGACUUUUUCUAUGUACACCUUUGCAAUAAUCAUACUGUCUAAUCAGCAUUUUGAUAUGCCACACCUGUGAGGUGGAUGGAUUAUCUCGGCAAAGGAGAAGUGCUCACUAACACAGAUUUAGACAGAUUUGUGAACAAUAUUUGAGAGCAAUAGGCCUUUUGUGUACAUAGAAAAAGUCUUAGAUCUUUGAGUUCAGCUCAUGAAAAAUGGGGGCAAAAAAAGUGUUGCGUUUAUAGUUUUGUUCAAUAUAUAUAUAUAUAUAUAUAUUUAAUUAUCAAGUAGAAUAAGGCAAUUAAAGUACUUAAUGGGAAACCUUGUUGGAAUGGCAAACAGUUACUCAGUUAAACAGUUACUCAGCGUUUACCCCAAUAAUCAACUCUCUUAAAAUCAGAUGGAACAAUAACAUGAGAUAAAUGCAUUUUAUAUUUUUUUCUAUGUAAAUUAAAGAAUUGUUUACAAGAUCCUGUUUUUGUUUUUUAACCUACAAGCUAGAUAAUGAAGUUGAAAAGAUGGCAAAUUCAGUCUUAAGCAACUGGAAACAACAGAUCAAGGUACGUUUCUAUCUUAUUUGUUAAGUUACUUCUAAGUAGGUAUUGCACAAUGUAGCACAACAUAGGGCUGUUCGAAAUACAAGUCAGACUUUCUUAUAAUGGAAUAAAAUGAUUGUUUAUAUACUUUACGUAUAUGUAUAUACUAUAUGGAGAGCAAAAAAACGGGUUGCAAGAGUAUUCUGAGAAAAGACAGCAACUGAAAUGUCCUUUGGUGGGUCCCCGCUCAGAACUCAAGCUGGUUUUAGCUCAUCUUGUGCCAUUACAGAGAGAACAUCUCUGAAACAUAUCAGACUGGUCCCACCCAUAAGGGCAGUCCAGAUCCGAAAUUCCAGCAAGUUCCCUCUGCACAAGAGACACAGCAACCCCAGACGAUCGUUUCAGCCUUGUUAGGCAUCAUCAGUGAGGCAUAGCUGAUAUCUCUCUAGGCACCGUGAGCAAGGGGUCCACAUCUGGAUUACCCUUUAAACUAAUGGAGAGCAAAAAAACGGGUCACAAGAGUAUUCUGAGAACACACAGCAACUGAAAUAACCUGUCCUUCGGUGGGUCCCCACUCAGAACUCAAGCUGGUUUUAGCUCAUCUUGUGCCAUUACAGAGAGAACAUCUCUGAAAGCAUAUCAGACUGGUCCCACCUAUACAGGCAGUCCAGAUCUGAAAUGCCAGCAGGUUCCCUCUGCAAGAGAGAUACAGCAACCCCAGACGAUCGUUUCAGCCUUGUGUAUAUACUGUAUGUUCGAAUUUAUGUUAAAAUAUAGGAAAAGCCUCAGCGCUAAAAAAAACAGAGUAAAAACAUUAAUCUUAUGAUUUUAUUGGGACCUACAAGGGAGGAGCUGUAUAGCUAGGGACAGCUAUAUUUUUAAAGUUGCAGUCAACUGAUUUUAUGAUGAUAUUACAGUAAAUUGCUCUAGUUACAGUUAGAGAAAUAUAAAGACAGUGAUACUGGCACAAAAACAGGUCAAAAAAUGGUUGCACUCCAUAUCUAUAUCUAUUUAAUUGGUUUCCAUGGUGAUUGCACUUUAUUACCAAAUAGCAUUGUUGGUGCAUUGAUAAAUAUGGCUCUUAGUGUCUGUCUCCAGACUGUCAAAAGAAUUAAACAAAUAUUGUUUUUUACGAACCAAAGUGAGCUUAGUACAAUCUGGAUAUAACGUCCAGACUCUACUAAUCAAAUGAGUGGAGUGCAAAAGGUAAAAAUAAAAAUAAAGUGGGAGGUUGCCACAAUGGAACACAAUUACAUUUGUAAGCGCACUAUACACAGUAAUCACCAAUCUGUGUGUUUUGUUAACUCUUCCUUAUCUCUUUUACUGUGUGUGCUGCUACCUUAUAUUAAUAUGACGGUAUUUAACAAUAGAGUUAAUUGUGGUAAAAACAUUGACACUUUAUUUGAUGAUCAAGCUAUACCCCUCCAGAAUGAAUAUGUAUCAAAUUAUGACAAAAAAAGAAGUCAAUAUGAUUUGGAAAAAUUGUUGGGGAGGGAAAUAAAAGUAAAGUGGGAGGUUGCCACAAUGGAACACACUAGAGUGUGUAGCUGCUUAUUUUUUAACAAAGUUUUUACCUUUAGCGCUCCACUCAUUUGAUUAGUAGAGUCUGGACGUUAUAUCCAGAUUGUACUAAACUCACUUUGGUUCAUUACUAUAAUUAGUGGGGACAAGAGAGUAUCCACUAGAGUGUGUAGCUGCUUAUUUUUAACUCAAUUACAUUUGUAAGCGCACUAUACACAGUAAUCACCAAUCUGUGUGUUUUGUUAAAUAUUGUUUUUUACUGAUAUUAUUCAUAUUAGUUAUUUGAAUGUUAAAUGUUUUCACAAUACUUUGUAAUAAGCAGGGUAGUUGAUAAAACUUGAGUCACUACAUAAAUGCACGUGCAGAAUGUAUUGCCCGACCUGCUCUUGUAAGACUACAUUUUAUAUAUUAAUAUAAAGUAGAUUAUAGCUGAAAGAAUAGUAUAAAUAGAAAAUUAGUGCUUGUUUUAAAAAUUACCAAAAUAAACAAGAUGAAAUAUAUCUUAAAUAAUUCAUUUCUUGUACUUUCUAGACCAAGAAAAAACUAAUGGACCAUACAAAAAAACAUGAAACACUGUUCCAUCAUGUGGAAAUGGAAAACACCAAACAAACUCUAACAGAAAAGGAGCGACAAAAGGUGAUAGAAAGGAACUUGACAUAAUAAAUGCAAUAUUGAUGUUAUUAUGUAUUUAUAUAGCAUGGGUCAUUAAGACUUGAUAUGGUACCUACUUGUUUUACUGAAGUAUUGAAACUGAUACAUCAUACCUUUUUGCAUCUGCUAAUUGUAUUUCCACAUCAAUUCCCCAUCAAUCUAAUGUCUGCCCAUAUUAACGGGUAAUUGAAAAUGUAUAUUUUAAAAAUAGGCAACACCAAGUUCCGUAGGUAGUGUUCUAGAGCUGGGGAUUUUCACCUUUGGAUCAAGGUGCUAAUAUGGGUCCCACUGGUUGUAACAGGGAUACAAUAUUUAUCGAGUCCCAGCCAACUGCCUUAAUAAGUUGUUUACAUCUUCAUUGCAUUUUCUAGUUUAGUGGAGACUAAAAGUAUUUUUUGUGCGCAGACCCUGUCACUGCCGUCUGGUAAUGUAAAAAAAAACAGUCACAUUGAAGGAAUGACAUGAUAUACAGUUUUUUAAUGCUUCUAAAAGAGAAGCAUUUGUUUCAAAUCUGCUCUGUAAGAAGAAUCUAUUGGCUGAGUGUGGUGGUUGCUUUGCUUGCGCAGUAAAUUAGAAUAAGGGGGGACCUAAUGUCCUCCCUCCUGGCCCCCACCCCUGAGCGGUGGGUGGGGGCCCUAAAUUAGAAUAAGGGGGGACCUAAUGUCCUCCCCCCUGGCCCCCACCCCUGAGCGGUGGGUGGGGGCCCUAAAUACUAAUAAGGGGGGGGAACCUAAUGUUCUCCCCCCUGGCCCCCAUCCCUGAACGGUGGGUGGGGGCCCUAAAUUAGAAUAAGGGGGGACCUAAUGUCCUCCCUCCUGGCACCCACCCCUGAGCGGUGGGUGGGGCCCUAAAUUAGAAUAAGGGGGGACCUAAUGUCCUCCCUCCUGGCCCCCACCCCUGAGCAGCGGUGGGGGCCCUAAAGUAAAAUGAUAUGGGGGGGACCUAUUGUCCUCCCCCCGGCCCCCACCUCUUAGCGGUGGGUGGGGGCCCUAAAUACUAAUAAGGGGGGGGACCUAAUGUCCUCCCUGGCCCCCAGCCCUGAACAGUGGGUGGGGGCCCUAAAUUAGAAUGGGGGGACCUAAUGUCCUCCCACCAGGCCCCCACCCCUGAGUGGUGGGUGGGGCCCUAAAUAAAAAAUUAACCUCCCCUCCCCCAGGUGACUAGGGGCCCCCAAACCCCUAGUCACCCCCCUCCCCAAAAAAACUAACCCCUACCUACUCCCCUCACCCCUCACUCAUAACUCUCUGAUUGGUGGAUUGAAAGUAACCUAUCAGAGAGUUAUGAGUCAAAUUACACAGCGUGGGAAAAUUCCAACAAACUUUUCCACACUGUGUAAAAUGACACAGAGCACUUUGAUUGGUGGAUUUCAAGCCAAUCAAUCAGAGUGCUAUGACAGGUAAAUGUAGAAACUUACCUGUCAGUCUCUUCUUUAACCUCUCAGAGCACUCUAAUUGGAUGGCUUAAACCCACCAAUCAGAGUGCUCUGAGCCUAAUUGCAGGGCGGGGCAAGUCUUUAUAAGCCAUCCCCCGCCCUGCAGAGCUCAGUCUGCGCGGAGACCUCCAUGGAUGAAGAAGGAUUUUAUUUUUUUUUAAAUGCGUCGGUUAUUAUGGAUUUUUUAUUUUGACUUUUUUGGGGCUGAAAAAAUAAGAUUUUAGAAGAACGAAAACAUCAAAUGGUAAUUUUUGUUUUUUUUACAGGUACUUAGUUAAUGGGUUAGUUUUUUGGGGGAGGGGGGUGAGGGUUUGGGGACCCCUAGUCACCUGGGGGUGGGGGGGUUAAUUUUUUAUUUAGGGCUCCCACCCGCCGCUCAGAGGUUGAGGCCAGGGGGGAAAAUAUUAGGGCCCCCCCUUAUUAGUAUUUAUAGCUUUUUACUUUAGGGCCCCAUCCGCCACUCGGGGUGGGGGCUGGGGGAGCAAUAGGUCUUUUUAUAGGUUGUUUUGUUUUUUAACAGUGAGCAGUCAAAGGCGGUAUAGCGAGUAGGGGCAAAAUUUACUAAUACUAAGUAAUUUUUACUUAGUAUUAGUAAAUUUGGCUAAAAGAACUAUUUGGGUCUUUGAGCCUUUUGGUAGAUAACUCCUGUUACAAACUGCUAUUUGUAACUGGCCCUUUAAAUGACAAAUUGCCCUGCUUCCCUGGGUUGUGGAGAAGCCUAUUUGCCAGCCUCCUUCCGCAUGACUAUGGCCCCUGGGGUAUUGUGAAAACUGAUGGACUUUUAUUGGAUGUGUAGAAACAUAGAAACAUAGAAUGUGACGGCAGAUAAGAACCAUUCGGCCCAUCUAGUCUGCCCAAUUUUCUAAAUACUUUCAUUAGUCCCUAGUCUUAUCUUAUAGUUAGGAUAGCCUUUUGCCUAUCCCACGCAUGCUUAAACUCCUUUACUGUGUUAACCUCUACCACUUCAGCUGGAAGGCUAUUCCAUGCAUCCACUACCCUCUCAGUAAAGUAAUACUUCCUGAUAUUAUUUUUAAACCUUUGUCCCUCUAAUUUAAGACUAUGUCCUCUUGUUGUGGUAGUUUUUCUUCUUUUAAAUAUAGUCUCCUCCUUACUGUGUUGAUUCCCUUUAUAUAUUUAAAUGUUUCUAUCAUAUCCCCCCUGUCUCGUCUUUCCUCCAAGCCAUACAUGUUAAGAUCCUUUAACCUUUCCUGGUAAGUUUUAUCCCGCAAUCCAUGAACCAGUUUAGUAGCCCUUCUCUGAACCCUCUCUAAGGUAUCAAUAUCCUUCUGAAGAUACGGUCUCCAGUAUUGUGUACAAUACUCCAAGUGAGGUCUCACCAGUGUUUUGUACAAUGGCAUGAGCACUUCCCUCUUUCUACUGCUAAUACCUCUCCCUAUAGAACCAAGCAUUCUGCUAGCAUUUCCUGCUGCUCUAUUACAUUGUCUGCCUACCUUUAAGUCAUCAGACAUAAUCACCCCUAAAUCCCUUUCCUCAUAUGUUGAGGUUAGGACUCUAUCAAAUAUUCUGUACUCUGCCCUUGGGUUUUUGUAUGGCCCUUUAAGACAGUCGUGGGCAUAUUGGGGCUGAAGGACUCUUUAUGGGACUUGUGCUGGCCCUUUAAGCACCUUUUUGGGGCAUAGGGAAAAUUGGGCACUGCUCCUUUAAGACGGAGUCCCCAGACUUGUUUGGGACACUGCCCCUUUAAGACGGUGUCCUCAGUGUCCCCAGACCUGGUUAAAACCCUUUGUUCCUGACUAUUUCUCACUUGGUUCAGUAAAUGGGGCUUACUGAACCAAGUACCACACAGGCGGACCACCUGUAUUGGGAGUGUGUUGGCAAUUUACCUCCCAGAAGCUGCGGUUAACCGCAGCUUAAUUGGCGAACGCUGGGUGGCCUUUGUUCGUUUGCCGAACACAUGGCCACGGCCAUCUUUGAUCAUUCGCACGAGGUCAGCGGUAUAUGUAGCCAAAUUCAUGGAACUAAAAUCGGCUACACAUUUCCGCGCACACCGCUGAGCCCUACCGUCUCCCAUACUGAACUUUCAGCCGCAGAGACUAAGUCGCAUUCGGCGAUGGGACUUAUUCGUUUUUUCAGCUCAAAAUAGACCGACCGCACAGCCCAAAUCUAUGGAACUGUUUUAUUAUUAUUAUUAUUAUUAUUGCAAUUUAUAAAGCGCACACAGAUUCCGCAGCGCUGUACAAUUAGUUGAGAAACGUACAAUAUACGCAAACAAAUACAAGAGGUAAGAGAGCCCUGCCCGUAAGCUGAUAUCUUUUAUACAAAGUGCUUAGCUAGAUGGCCCUUGAGCUUACAAUCUAAAGGAUACCAGGGGGAUUUGAGACAAAAGGUAGCAGGGGAAGUUUGGAGGUGAUAGCUGAAAGAGUUAACAGAGAAGCAGCUAUUAGUAAGAUGUUAGGGGAAUGAACAGGUAAUUGAGUGAGAAUCCCGAACAGCUGGAGGAGCAUGCUUUAUAUAUAUAUAUAUAUAUAUAUAUAUAUAUUUAAGAGGAGCCUGGGUGGGUGGGAAGUGGGGAGGAAAAAAAAUGCAGUCUUCACUGAGUUGAUUGUGAAGUGAGGCCUGAGGAAUAGAGAUAGAACAAUUAAUGAAGGUAUUUACGACAGGGGAGGGGCAGAGUAGGCAUGUGUUAUAGACUAUUGAAAAGUUUAGCAAUCAAAUUCUAUCACCCAAAAUAUUAAUAACUGUCUACAUGAAAUAUUGGUCACAACCAUUAAAUGACAGUGCUACAUACUGCAUGCACAUAACAUUACAGUGGCAAACUACAGGUAUCAAUUGUAACAACUCUAUAGUAACACAUGAGAAUUUUGUAGCAAUCCAGUAAUACGGGAGGUGGAGUAUCUUCCAAGCUUCAGUCAGUACCUGAGAGUGAUGGGUGUUUCUGCAGGAUGGUAAAUGCAGUCUUCAAAGAGUUGAUUGUGAAGUGAGGCCUGAGAGUGAUGGGUGUUUCUGCAGGAUGGUAAAUGCAGUCUUCACUGAGUUGAUUGUGAAGUGAGGCCUGAGAGUGAUGGGUGUUUCUGCAGGAUGGUAAAUGCAGUCUUCACUGAGUUGAUUGUGAAGUCAUAUAGGGACCUCCAGCUAACUUUUUAACCCCUGGAUGGAUUUGGCUGAUUUUUGGUUAUGUUUAUAUUUGAAGGUUGAUGAUUAAUAAUAUGUCUUUUAUGAAGAUUGGAUGUAUGGUUUUAAAGUUACAGUGUAUGUGUAAAAACUGUAUUUUUUCUGCCUGUGUUAAUUAUGUUAAACCAUUGUGUACCAUAAUUAUAUCACAGGCAGAGGGGAGGAUUUUUGUAUGUAAUUGCUGAGAGUGUUUCUGUAAUGUACGUGUAUGAUUGGUUGUUUUGUAAAACCCUGUGGGUGGUCCUAUCUAAGGGAAACCUGCAUAAAAGAAGGUUCUUUGUGUGCCAAUAAACAGAAUGACUUGACCCUCUAACUUGCAGCCUUGACUCAUGUUUGUAGGGGACAGCUAUAAUCACUACAGGGAUUGCUAUGCUCUUCAUACUCCCUUAGCUACUGAGCUAUUGUAAGAGCUCUUGUUCCUGAUCCUGCUUCGCUCUACAGAAGGAAGAGGUUCACCUAUUGGAGCCUGGUCAUAGGUCCAAGGUGGAUAGCAGAUGGUGAGAUCCUAGCCCAGCAGCGGCGGUUCAUUGAGUCUGCAGUGCUUAUGGUGUAUACGCAGUAGUUAUGGUGUCUAUGGUGCUGAUGGUCCUUUGGUGAGCGCUAGGAGCAUCCUUUCUAUGAUCCAACUUCCAGCCAGCCUGGAGGCAACCGUAACAACUCCCUAAUACCGUGGGAAUUAGGGAGUUAUCUACUAAGCGGCUGCAAAAGAAGUCCCGACGUGCCGAAGUUCCUAAAUUCCGAAAUGCCGAAGUUUUUUUUCCAAAGCCUAGAUAUCAGUAGAUUCGCUGAUAUCAAAGUGUGGUAUAUAAUGACUCUAAUAUGUUUUGGGAUGCUCCCUGGUAACAUAAACAGGAUACACUCCUGUGGGUUAUCCAACCUUGGGUUAGGCAAUAAUUUUUGAAGCAGUUGGGCCACCUCUUCCCAAAAUGGGCUUAUUUUAUCACAAGACCACCAGAUGUGGAGCAUCGUGCCUACCUCUGUCCCACACCUUCAGCACAGGCUGCUGGUUUGAGGCCAUAUUUUGUGUAGUUUCGCUGGUACCAAGUACCAUCGGUACAUAAUUUUGCGCUGUAAUUCUAGGUCGUUGGCACAUGCGGUGAGCCCUCGAUGGGCCGAGUAUGCCCUGUGCCAAUCUCUUUUGAUCUGCUCUAGUGUGUGUGUUUGAGUUGAGACUAGCUUCUGGUACCCCCAGGACAUUGUCUUCUUGAGUGGCGCAGUUCCUACACAUUGCUGUUCAAAAGUCAUCAUGGUUCUUUUGUCAUCUUGUCCUAGUUGGUCUUUUAAUUUAUCUGACACAUACGAUUUGAGUUGUAGGUAGGAGAAUGUGGUUUUAGUGGUAAGGCAUACUCUGCUUGAAUGGCUGGGAGCGUUUUCAGUCUACCUCUCUCAAUGACUUGGUAUAUGUGGUGUAUUCCCUUCUCCUCCAGGUGUCCCAGGUGAAUGUAGGAAUCUCUAUGCCUAUUGUUUGUAUUGGCGUGGCCAUAGGUAGCUGGGGAUUGGACACCAACUUGUUCCUCGUUGUGCCCCACACUCUUAACAGGUUCUGUGUGACAGGUAGUAGGGCCUUCCAUAUGUGUCUUGGACACUUCUGUAGCCAUGAAAUUCGUAUCUUUUAAUACCUUUUUUGUUGGACUAACCUAAUUUUGGAAUGACAAGCUUUCAGGAGAACCAUCCUUUCUAAGUCUAAAAGCCUGUCAUUCCAAAAUUCUGUUAGUAUAAUAAAAAAGGUUUUCCAAGAUACGAAUUUCAUCUGUUAUUUUUACAUCUGCAUCACUGAACUAAUACGGCUACCAUCUCUACUCUAACUAUGUAACUAUAUACUGGUCUUAUAAAUGAAUGGUAUGUAUAAAAAAUAAAAAAUCAGUAGUGCAGGUCUUUUCAAGAAGUUCUAUUACGGUUUUGACAUAUCACAUGCUGGGAGAAAGAUAAUAUGAAUUGGAAAGCAUGUUUGGAUGAACGGCAGAUCUAUCCUUGCUUACACAUACACUGUUUAAAGUUUACAUAGUUGCAUUGUUCACAGUACUGUUAAACAAGGUGUUGUCAGAUUAAAUAAGCAAACAGAACAUUUACAUAUUUGUUUACCCACUGAAUAUAUAUCUGGCUCCUUCCAACUGGCUUUGGUGUGUUUGUCUGUGUAUACGUGUGUGUGGAAAGGGGGUGGGUGGUGGGAAUAACUUUAAAAAGUUUUAUCCUGAAGUUGAAGAGUAAUCAAAUGAAAAUAAUUCCUGUUUUAACAAUAUUAAACAAAAGUAAAAUUUAUAUUCAACCACUUUGUUCAGUAUUUUAGAAUCAGAUAAAUUACAAGCUGUGUGAGUAACACAGCACUUCUGACAGAGGAGUGUGUAAAUUAUGAAUGCUAAUAGGAAGAAUCUACUCUGUUAAGAUUUUAGAGAAGGAUAGGCAAUCUUUUGGCAGUAAUCCUUAGGGUGCAUAUUGUAGUCUUUAAAGUAACAUUUAUGUAAGUUGAAGAAUUCAGCUUGUGUUAUGUAUGUAUUCAGCGGAUGCCUUGUGAGGUUGUAUAUGUGUGUGGGCUAUAUGCUUUGUUAUUUGAGUAUAUAUACAGGCUGUCUGUAGUGUAUGUAUUGUUGUUUGUGGUAUUGUGUGUGUGGAUGAGGUUGGCUUGCAGGGUUUUGAAUGUGAAAUUGGGCUGCUUGUGGCAUUGUGUGCAUGUGUGUGUAGCAGGACAUUGCUAGUUUGUAUUGCUUGUGGUAUUGUGUGUGUGGUCUACGUGUUGUGUUAUGAAUGUAUGUCUGUGGUACUAUGAGUGUGUGUGUGAACUGUUUGUGUUUGUGUGAGUUUAUGCGGACUGCCUUAUGUGUGAAGUAUGUGUCUGAUAAAUAUGUGUAUGUGAGUUGGUUGUUGAAUUUGUGUGUAGUGGGGACUGUCUGUGUUGUUGCAUGUGUAUGUGGAUUGUUUGUGGUAUUUGGAUUUGUGGAUUGUUUGUGGUAUUUUGUGUUUGUAUGUGGGCUGCCUGUUGCAUUAUGUGUGUGUGGACUGUCUGAGGUUUAAUGUAUGUGUGUGCUGUCUAUGAUAUUAAGUGUAUGCAUGCAGGUUGGUUGAAAUAUUUUGGUAUUUGCAUGGAAUAGCCUGCCAGCUGAAGUGGUAGAGGUUAACACAGUGAAGGUGUUUAAGCAUGCGUGGGAUAAGCAUAAGGUUAUCCUAACUAUAAGAUAAGGCCAGGGACUAAUGAGAGUAUUUAGAAAAUUGGGCAGACUAGAUGGGCCGAAUGGUUCUUAUCUGCCGUCACAUUCUAUGUUUCUAGUGUUUCCCAAAUCAUUCCUCUAGUCUCAUCAAUGUGUUGGUUUGGAAACCACUGUGUUUGAAAUCAAAACAACUGCAGAUGGAGUCAUAUCAAACUUAAAUAAUGGUUUCUGGCCUCUUGAAGGCAUCAUCAGAGAGGUGUAACCAGUAUUACCUAGGUGUGGUGAGCAAAAGAAUCUGGAUUUACCUUCAGACAUAGGUGUAUCAUCUAGGAGAGUAUUUCUUACACACAUACAUUUACAGUUGUAAUCAAAAUUAUUUUACCCCCACUAAAAAUCAGGUUUAUUAUCAAAUUUACAGACUUUCAGUUGUUUGUAAUGAACAGAUCAAACAAAAGCAAUUGAUAUAGCUCAACACAAUGAAUGCUUAAAGUGGUUUCCCCAAAUUCAACUCAAAAUGCAACUUAUAAUGAUUUCUCCAGUCUCAAAUUUUUUCAACCUCCUGAAAAGAAUCUCUCACAACCACACAAAAAUUUAAAACAUGUGUUUUCUCAAGCACACCUGAUGCAACUAUUCUAGGGCUUCAUUAGUUUCACCAGGUGUGCUUGAGCUGGAACACUUUAAAUAUCUGAACUGUCUAGGGGUUUGUUGAGUGUCACGUUUUACUGCAUGUUAGCAAUAUGGCUAAGUCAAAAGAGUGGUUCACAAAGUUAUGAGAAGAUAUCAUUACCCUUCAGAAACAAGGAACAGAAUACAAAAUGAUAGCGGAGGCACUAAAUGUUCCUAGCGACACCAUUAGAAGCAUAGUUAACAAGUUCAGAGUUGAAAGAACAGUGUUUACACUGUGUGGAUGGGGUAGAAAAAGGAAACUAUCAAUGGCUGCAACCAGAUUCCUGAGAAGGCAGGUUGUGAAAAACCCUUGAGUGACUGCAAAAGACCUGCAGCAAGACUUGGUGGCAACAGACACUGAGGUUUCAGUGAGCACCAUAAGGUGCAUACUAAACGCAGAAGGUUUCAAUGCCAGAACUUGAAGACGUACAACACUAAUGAUCCCAAAGCAUAAAAAAAGUCUGCUACAUUAUGCUCCAAAUCAUAUAAAUAAGCUACAGAAGUUUGGGAUUCUGUUCUGUGGAGCGAUGAAACAAAACUGGAACUUUUCGGCUCUAAGGAUUAGCAGUAUGUCUGAUGGAAGAAUGAAGCAUACGCUGAAAAGAAUACUCUGUCUACAGUUAAGUGGUGGCUUGGUGAUGCUUUUGGGCUGCUUUGCAUCCUCUGGCACUAGAAACCUGAAGUGUAUGGGUGGAUUAAUUGAUUAAUUAAAGUAUCAUGAAAUCCUGGGAGAAAAUGUCAUGCCAUUUGUGAGGAUGCUGAAUAUUGGGUGUCAUUGGAUCUUCCAACAAGACAAUGAAUGAUCCCAAGCAGAGGCGUAACUAGGGACCGCUGGGCGUCUGUGCAAAAAUUAAAGUAGGGCACCCUUGUCACUCCACCUUGUAGAUAUUCUCGCUCCUCCUCACUCCCCACUAAGCAAUACACAUGGUUGAGAUGUGUGUGGUUUCUUUGUGUGAUUGUGUUGCUGACUGAGUGCUGCAUGUAUACGUGUAGUUGGAUGAGUGUGAUUGUGUGGGUGUGUGAGGGCUGGCUGAGUGUGAUUGUCUUUGUGGCUGUUUGAGAGGGAAACAAAGAAACAAAGAGGGAGAUAGAGAGUGCCAGAGGAGACAGAGAGGGAGAAGAGAGGCACACAGAGAGAAGGAAAACCAGAGACGACAAAAACGAGACCAAGCUAGACAUGGAAAGAAAUAGAGAGACACAGAGAGUGACACAAGGAAAAGAGAGCCAUAGAAACAUAGAAACAUAGAAACAGAAUGUGACGGCAGAUAAGAACCAUUCGGCCCAUCUAGUCUGCCCAAUUUUCUAAAUACUUUCAUUAGUCCCUGGCCUUAUCUUAUAGUUAGGAUAGCCUUAUGCCUAUCCCACGCAUGCUUAAACUCCUUUACUGUGUUAACCUCUACCACUUCAGCUGGAAGGCUAUUCCAUGGAUCCACUACCCUCUCAGUAAAGUAAUACUUCCUGAUAUUAUUUUUAAACCUUUGUCCCUCUAUACAGCUAAAAAAGAGAGAGACAGAGUGACACAAGGAAAGGAGAGCCAGAGACCUCUAGAAAGCUAGAGAGAGGCAGUUAUAAAGCUAGAGAGAUACAGCUAGAAAGCUAGAUAGAGACAGAGUGACACAAGGAAAGGAGAGCCAGAGAGAGACAGAAAGGAAGUGAGACACACAGAAGGAAGUAGAGCCAGGAAGAGACAGCCUCAGAUGUGUGCAGGGAGAGGUGAGGUAGAAUAUUUCACUCACCUUGAUCCUGUGUGCCACUGCUGCAGGCUGGAGCAGGGCUUUCUGGGGGCCUUAGCUCUGCUGGGCUUGCUCUGAGCUGUGCAGUCAUCCUGGGCACUGAGGGAGGGGCCCUGCAGGCUGGGUAGGUGGCAGCUCUGCCAGAACUCUGCCCAAGAAGAGGUGAGGGGAAGGCAUUGAGUUCCGGCAUGUGUGCUAGCUGUGCCUCUGCGGCACACAAAUAAUGAAUAUAGCUGGAUAAUCCAUCUGCACCCCACUCUGCCCCCUACUGAGGUGGGAUAAUUGCUAUUUAGUAUAUUGCCGAAUUGGCAAUAUACUAAAUAGCAGUUUUGCAAGGGGAGAUAGUCCUGUCAGCAGGGAUCCACAGAGCGGCAGGGCCCCAUUGAGUGAUGGGCUAGUCGCAGCUGCGACCCCUGCGACCAUGGUAGUUCCGCCAAUGAUCCCAAGCAUAGCUUAAAUUCCACCCAGGCUUGGUUGCAGAAGAAGUCCUGGAAAAUUGUACAGUGACCAUCACAGUCACCUGACUUGAAGCCCUUCUCUGGUAGGAUUUAGAAGAGGUGGUGGCAGCACACAAAACCAAGAUAUUACUGAAUUGGAUGCCAUUGCUCAUGAACACUCCCAGAAUCUGGUGUCUGACUAUGCAUCUCGUUUGCAGCAGGUCAAAACAGCAGAAUGGUGCCCUACUAAGUACUAAAGACGCUUGCCAUGAAGGGGUUGAAUAACUUUGAGACUGGAGAAGUCAACAUAAGUUGCAUAUUCAGUUGAAUUUGGGGUACCAAUUGAAGCAUUUGUUGUGUUGAGCUAUUUCAAUUUCUUUUGUUUGAUUUAUUCAUAGCAAACAUCUGAAAGUUUGUACAUUUUGACAAUAAACUUGAUUUUCAGUGGGGGUUGAAUACUUUUGAUUACAACUGUAAAUAUAUAUUUUUUAAAGCAAUAGCAUUACAGUAACCGUUUCUUAUUCAUUUGGAGUAGGAUGGGACAACAAAAGUGGAGGCAAGAUUACUCGAUUAGAAAACUCUAAAGAAACAUUUUUUAUUUAUUUUUUAAAUACAACAUUCCUUAGUCUGAAAGGUUAGUACAUAUGUAAUUUUAGUGAUUUAAAUUAUGUAUUUGAUUUACAGCUUUUCAGUAAACUGAAAAAAUCUACAGAAAUAUUGACGAAAACUGAUGAAGAUUAUUACCAAGAAAAUAUAGCCGGCCAAGCAGUAAGAAUGAAAUGGGAGAAUGUACUGGAAAACUGUUAUAUGGCAAGUACUAAUAAAAUGCUAUUGCUUUUAUGCAACAAUUAUUGAUAAACAAAACCGAUUUAUCGUGUUCUAUAGGUGGAAUAAUCAUCUUGAGUAAUUAACAAAUAAGAAAUGAACACAUUGAUUUGUGUGUUUGUUUAUUCUUUAGUUUUUAGAAUGCUCUAUGUUAUUUUCUAAGGUUGUUUAAAACUAUACUGCAUGGUGCUUCACAAAUUAAUUAUUUUGUAACAUUAAAAUCAAUACAGAAUUCUGAAAAUUGGACUUCAACCUUUGGCCUUAAUAUCUUAAUUAUUAUUGUUAAUCAGUGGUGUGAAUUCAGAGUAAAUUUCUAAUUUUAGGUCAAAAUAGUGGAACUAAUAACAUUCUUAAAAUCAGCAAUGAUUAUAACUUGGCUAAUUUGGACUAAUAUGUUAAAUUUACUUUGAAUGCCCAACAAGUCACACGUAUUAUAUUUACAGUAUAUUAUUUAAGUAUACACUGAUCUGCCACAACAUUAAAAAGCCACCUACCAAAGAUAAUGUAGGUCCUCCUCAGGCUGACAAAAAGCUCUGAUGUGUCGAUGCAUGAACUCCACAAGACCACUGAUUGUGUCCUGUGGUAUCUGUCACCAAGACAUUAGCAGUAGAUCCUUUAAGUCCUGAAAGUUGUGAGGUGGGGCCUGUAUGGAUCAAAUUUGUUGUUUCAGCACAUCCACAGAUGCUCAAUAAGAUUAAGGUCUGAGGAAUUUGGAAGCCAAAGCAACACCUUGAACUCUUUGUCGUUUUCUUCAAACCAUUCUAGAACAAUUUUUGUAGUGUGGCAUGGUGCAUUAUACUGCUGAAAGAGGCCACUGUAAUCAGGGAACACUAUUGUCAUGAAGAGCAUAACACUGCCUCUGCGGGCCUGCCUUCUUCCCAUAGUGCAUGCUGCUACCAUCUCUUCCCCAGGUUAAUGCACCAUGCCAUCCACUUGAUCUAAAAAAAAAACAUUCACCAAACCAAGCAACCUUCUUCCAUUGUUCCAUUGUCCAGUUCUUAUGCUUAUGUCUCCAUUAAAGAUACUUUCAGUGCUGGACAGGGGACUUCAUGGGGAUUCUGACCAGUCUGUUGAUUGCUACGAAGCCCCAUACUCAGCAAACUGUGAUGCACUGUGUGUUCUGACAUCCUUCCAUCAUGGUCAGCAUUAAGUUUCUCAGCAAUUUGAAACACAGUUGAUCUUCUGUGUGAUUAGACCAGAUGGACUAGCCUUUGCUCCCUACAUAUUUCAAGGAGCCUUGGGCGCCCAGGACCUGGUUCACCAGUUGUCCUUCCUUGCACCACAUUUGGUAGGUAUUAACCACUACAUACUGGGUGCACCCCACAAAGCAGUUUUGGAGAUUCUCAAACGUAGUCAUCUAGUCAUCACUUUUUGGCCCUUGUCAAAGUCACUAAGAUCUUCUUGCUUGCUCAUUUUCCCUGCUUUCAACACAUGAAAUUCAAGAACUGACUGUUCACCCAAUAUACCCAAGCCCUUGACAGGUGCCAUUGUAGUGAAAUAAUCAAUGUUUUUGUUGUUCUUGUGGCUGACUAGUGUGUUACUCUGAGAAUGUGUGUGUGUGUGUUGUUUUUUUCUUGAAUAACCUAUAUCUCCAUAUUAAAAUGGUGGUGACAAGAGUAGUGGUAAAAUUUUAGAAUUGCAGUCUUAUGUGUUUUACAGCAGGCCGAUCAAGGAUUAUUUUUUUGUGAUUAUUAUAUGUGCUGUUAAAUUUCAGAGUAUUCAAGAGCUUGAAAAAGAAAGAAUUCAAUUACUGUCUCACAUCCUUACACGGUACAACCAACAUGUUUUGAAUUUUGGACAAUCAUUGAACACUGUAAGUGAUGUUUUAUAUCACAAAUUUAUUAAUGAAGAAUUGUCACUCCUUCCAUAUGAUUGCAUGUAUCCUGUUUAGGUAAACUGAUAAGUAGUAUGAUUGGUGUGCCUCCACUAACAGAACAAGGCAGUGAGUGCAGCCAUUCUGAUUUAAUUUUUUUCGGUUUCCCACAAUUCCUCUCUUUGUAAGAAAUUUUAUAAAACAGCACAAGAGAUUUUUUUUUAUUCUACGAAUUCAUCAAACUUCUAUGAAUUUAUCAAACUGCAUUUUAAUGUGAAGGAAUUCAUUUUUUUGUCUAACAGCUUAUGCAUACGUUAUAACAGUUGUCAUAACAGCUUAUGCAUCUAUUAACAGAGUCAGAACCAAAUUGACCAAGCUAUUAAAAGUAUCGAUGUCGAAAAGGACAUACAGAAUUUCCUGGACGAUACUGCUGUUUAUUCUGAAAAUAGCAAAUCCGAAUUUCUUCUCCUGGAUUAUUAUGUAAGAUUUUUUUUUCGGCUCUCUGUUUACAAUUUAGAUAAUUCCAUAAUUAAUUCUAUUUGUAUUUGUUUCUUAUCGCUUUUAUUGCUAUUAUUAUUAUUAUUAUUAAUAAAUACCUGUAUAAUUCUGCUGCUUUCUUUGUUCAAAUAGGAAGAAGAUCAUUCUAUUGCAAUGGAUAAGGAAAGAAGAAUAAAUUCUAUUAAUUCGAAGAUAGAAAGGCUUGAACAGGACAUAGAAAAGGCUCGGAAAGAUAGAGAAGGUAUAUUUUAUUAUUAAAUGUUUUUACUCAGUUAUAUGUAGAACAACAAAUAUAUUUUAAUUUAGUAGAGGAAUAAUCCUUACUAUAAAGCUGUAUCUGUUAAUUCAAUGUUGCUUUUUACCAACAUCCAUUAACAUGAUCAUUGCAAUAGAGGUAUUUUAUAUUACGUGCUGAAAUUUUAAAUAUAUUACAAUUGGCAUCACUGUACAUAGGGAUACAUAGUAGUACAGAGCUAAAUUAGAUUUGUGUUUUUAAAUAUCACUUAGGACUGGAAAAAAUGCUGAAAGCCUAUGCAGAAAAUCCAGCAUUUACAGACAUCAAAAGUGAAGAGGAAACAGCAGUACUCCUUGAAGAGGUAUUUUUUAAUCAAAGUAUAUAAACUGCAGAACUGUAAAUACUUUAUUUACUAAACAGUGAGCUUUAUUGAGUUGACAAAUGUGUUAAAAUACAGGCCUAACGAGUUGUUGGAUAAAUAUCUUCAUCCUCUUAAUAGGAUUAUUUUUCAUCUGGUAUAUUUAGUCUGAAAGUCACUUGUCAACUCAUAACAAAACAUACUCUGUAGUGAAUGGACCUAAAUAUCUUGCCGGCAUUGUAAAUGCUUUGUACUGUAUAUAAAUAUGGGAUGGAUUUUAUUUAAACAAAAUUAUGGCUGCCUAUGGACCUGUGAUAGUAUCUGAAUAUAGUUUAGACCUAUUUAGUCAGUUUUUCAUGGUAAAGAAACUCUAUAGUGUCAGGAAUACACAUUUGUAUAUAUAGAUUAUAUGCUAUAGAUUUAAAACCACCAUUUAGGUAGCCGACCCCCUAAGGGUUCAAACUUACCUUGAUUCCAGCGUCACGUGGGUCUGUUCCACUUCCUUGGCUGACAUCAUCAAAAUUGAUGAUCUCAACCAAUCCCAUGCUUCACCAUAGGAAAAAAUUGGGAGGCUAUUACGCAUCAAUCAAUCAAUCAAUGCAUCUCUAUGAGGAAUGUGUAGAGCGUGGAGACGCUGAACGUCAGUACUGGGCACUGUGCGGCACUGACCAUAGAAGCACCUUAAGUUGCUGACUGACUGCCACUGGAGGUGUUCCUAGGCAGUAAUGUAAACACUGCUUUUUCUCUGAAAUCCUGCAGGAACAAACUAUAAACACCAGAACAACUGCAUUUAGUUGGAGCAACGCGGCCUCUGAUGUAUAGAUCAGAAGAUAUACCAUGUCUUCUGGAAUCUACUGCACCAGUGGACAACCUUUUGCCUAUUUAAAUAUACAUAUAUUUUUUUAACUUGAACGUUCUACCUUGAUAAUAGCUCGGCCAGACUGGUCAUUUCAAAGACAAGACAUGUUUUGAUUUCCUUCCAUGUGGUUUGUUUGAGUUGAUAACAAUAAACCUUAUGCAUGAUUUCACAUUGUUUUUAAAAGACAGGCUUAAAAAUAAACCUCUUGGAAGCAAAUCAUUUCAAGCUCACCUCAGCCGUAGCUUCUCUCCAAGAGCAACCUCUACCAACGCACCCGUGUAGUGAGCGAAUCAAUACGUGGAAAGAGAAGGUACGUUUUACACCCGUGAUAACUAUUACAUGUGUUUCUUGUUUAAUUAGAACUAUGUACACAGAACUUAUGGUAAAUAGACAAAGGACACACAUUUUAAGCCAAAAUAAAUGAGUUGGGAAUAUAGCUCAAUUGGCAAUAUUUUUCACAAAUUUGUACAAAUUUAUGCCACUCAUAUUAAAAUAACAUUGCAAUCACCACAACUGCAUUGUAGUGGUUAUGUGCCAAGCGUGCAAUUCCACUGUCCCAUGGUAAAAUAUUUUAUUAUGGUUUGAUAACUUACCUGAGUCCAGAACAAUGCCACAUAAGGCCUUCUCCAGAUGCUCAUGGCAGAGCAGGACCACUAUCAUUGGCUGACAUUGUUAUUAGAGUGCUCUCAGCCAAUGAGCAUGGUCCUGUACAGGCUCACCAUGGAUUUAAGUUGUAAAACUGCUAAAUCUUUUUGACAUUUUACUGUGGGAUGGAGCAGGACACUCUUGGCACCAUAACCACCAUAGCAAGCUGCAGAGGUCAUGUUGCUUGAAUUAUUCCUUUUGUACAUAAAUAAGCAUCUGUUAUAAGAAACAUAAUUAAUGUCAUAGAAAUUCCAUCAUGACAUUUUAGCCAAAAAAUUUAAUUAUCUUAUUUGAUACUUUACAAUGCCUCAUUUCGUGCAUAAACACAACAUUGUUUGUGCAAUAUAAAUAUAACUUAAAAGGACUCUAAACACCAUAAAUAAUACAGAUUAUUAUAUUGGUUAUGCCAAAAGGAGCUGAGUGCUGUCUAUCUGGGUUUUGCUACUUAUCUAAUGGUUUGACAAAAAUAGUGGCAUCCAAAGUCCGGUCUCUCUACUACUGGCCAGAUAAUGUGAAAGUUUCAUAUAUACAUUAUUUAUAUAAACUCAUCCAAAUUUACAUUUCAAUGGGUGUGUGCAAGCACUGGGCUAAGAACUCACAUCCUGUCACCACUGUGUAAACUAAAUUAAUUUGUAUGGGAAAAAAAAAAGAAGAUAAACUUCUACAACACCUUAUCAGAAUCAGUGGGAGUGAUCCUUGCAUGCUGGAGAUCCACAUUUUCUGUCAAAUUUCCUAAAAUGGUUUGAGAGCAACCUGAGGGGCUAAACCCAAAGGCUCCUUGCACCAUAAUCACUAUUUGUAUUAUGUUGUAUUAACAAAAACUCUUUGUCUUGUUCUUUCUUUUUUUUUCAGGGCUGCCAGCUAUCUUCAGUUCAGAUAUCUCGAUCUAUCAAUACUCGAAAGCUAAGUCGUUCUCAAAGUUUGAGGAUAUCUAGCCGGCGGAGUGCUAGGUUUAGCAGCCUGAUAUCACAUGAUACAAAUGAUAGUGCUGUAGAGAAUUCAGCUGGACUUCCUGAUAAACCUCCGAGAGGACUAACAAAAAAGUUUUCCAAAAAACAUCAUUCCAUUGAUGUGGAAGAGUGGGAUGAUGAUCAAUCUGGUAAUUGAUAUGUAAUAGCAAUGCCUUAUUUAUGGUUAUUUCUAAUGAUAAGAUCAUGUAUGUGUAAUAUGUUCAUCUGUAUGGCUGAUGUAAAAUAACACGGGAAAUUCGUAUCUUGAAAUUCCUUUUUGCUGUUGGACUAACAGAAUUUAGUAAUAACUAGCUUUCGGGAGAACCUCCUCUUAACAAGUCUAAAGCAAUAGGGUGAUUUUAAAAGAAAUGUUAAAUUUUUUAAAUUUAAAUUAAAAAAAAAGUGGAUCCAUCUCUUUGUCUGUCCAGGCAAUAUUAGACACUAUAAGACAGACUCUCGUCACUCUAAAAUUUAUAGGAAGGAGAAGACAGUCUCACACUACUGAAUUAUUAGGCAGGCAGGAGACCGUUAGUGGGUUGUUUGCCGGUUAGCAAGACCUACUAAGAGUUGUGCCAUGGCAGGUAGGGUACAGUUUUUGUCUUCUCAGCAGCCAUCACUCUCAAUGCUUUGUCUUAGAUAGUCCAAUCCUCCACAUGCCCCCUAAUAGCCGUGGAUAUGAUGCCAUAUAUGAGAAAAUAGAAAAACAAAGAAUACCCCUCUAGAUAGGGGGGGUUAUAGUGUGUCCUGAGAAUCUCUUGCCAGGGGGUAACCCUAAAUUCAACACACAAAAAACAGGAUGUGGACCAAGGACAAGGAAAUCUGAGUUGCACGUUAAAGAGUCCUCAGAGUUAUACAAGGAUUAAAAACACUUUUAUUAAUAAACCUAAAGAUACAAAGAAAAAAUAAAUAAAUAAUAAAAAAAACUCUUUAACGUGCACCUCGGACUUCCUUGUCCUUGGUCCACAUCCUGUUUCUUUCAUACAUAUAUGAGGAAGUAUAAACUGUAGGCUUCUUCCUGUUUAGGGAAAAAAUUCCACUCUUUGAAAUAAAUUGGACGAGAUGCAGGAAAUAUUGCAGGAGCUCUAGCUAUAUAGAUGUGGAGGGGGAAGUCUAAAGCAGUGGGAGGCAGAUAUAGUAAUACAGCUGGUUGAUGAAAGCUGUUUAGCUGUAGAGGGGUGCAUAGCUGUAAGGUGGGUUUAUGGUUGUAGGAAUGGUUUAUGGCUAAGGGUGCUCUAAAUGACUGAGAUACUUUUAUGACUGUAAAUGAGUAUAUAACUAUUUGGGAGAGGAUAUUUUAAGAAGACUGUGAAGUUGGGAGAAUAUGUAUUUUGCUCAUGAGGGGGGAAUUAUGCAGAUAUUUUCUGUACUUGUUUAUACUGCCUAAUAAAAUACAAUGUUAGUUAGUAUGUUCUAAUAUUAUAUGUAACAUGAAUUUGCCAUAGACUGAAAUUGUUUGAAAUUGAGAUGUUUGAUAGGAUCCAGGGCAACUGUUACCUAUAAACUAAUCCAAGGUAUUACAUGAAGUCUAGAGUUUCAAAUAAAAAAAUUACCAGUAAGUUAUUAUAGAGCAUGCAGUACAUAGAUAGUUCAUAAAUGCAUUUUCAUAACCAAUUAAUUUUCAAGGCUUUUGAAAAUGAAUUUAUUAGAAAUAUUCUAAUAUUCUUUGAAUAUGGUCAGUUAUUGUAUAUGUUACAGAGGACACAAUGUUAAUUUGAAGAAUUGAAGGGAAAUGGUUUUGUAAGGGAAAUAUAUGUAAUAGAUGGUUUGGCAAGGUAUAUUGUGUAAUAUUACAUAUUCAAGAAAUGUUUUAGUAAGGAAUGAUGUUUAACCCCUUAAGACCGGAGGGCGUACUAUUACGUCCUAUUUUAGGCGGCUCUAAACGCCGCCGGGCGUAAUAGUACGCCCUCCGGUCUUUCUAUACUUACCCAGUAAAAAAUAAUUAAAAAAUAUAUAGAUGUGUGUUAUUUCGUUCUAACUGUAUUGUGAUAUUAAUAUAUAUAUAUAUAUAUAUAUAUAUAUAUAUAUAUAUAUUUAUAUCAAAAUACACGUAGAACAAAAUAAUAUAUAUCUAUAUACAUAAAUAUAUACGUAUAUAUCACUAUAUAUACCUAUAUAUAAAUAAAAAUAUUUUUUAAAAAUUAUAUAUAUACAUAUAUAUUCACAUACAUAUAUAUAUAUACAUAUAUUAAUUCUACAUAUAUAUUUAUAUAAUAUUUUUACAUAAUUAGGUAUCUUAAUUAAUUACAAUUAGCGGGACCUGCCUGACAACCCAUGCCAAAAGUAAAAGGAAUUUAAUUUGCUAGCACUAUAUUUAACCCUAUAACUUUCCAAGACACCAUAAAACCUGUACAUGGGGGGUACUGUUCUACUCGGGAGACUUCGCUGAACACAAAUAUUAGUGUUUCAAAACAGUAAAAUGUAUUACAACGAUGAUAUCGCCAGUAAAAGUGAAGUUUUUUGCAUUUUUCACGCACAAACAGCACUUACACGGACGAUAUUAUUGCUGCGAUACUUUUUACUGUUUUCAAACACAAAUAUUUGUGUUCAGCGAAGUCUCCCGAGUACAACAGUACCCCUCAUGUACAGGUUUUAUGAUGUUUUCAAAAGUUACAGCAUCAAAUAUAAGGCUUGUGUUUCAUUUUUUUCACAUUAAAAUUCGCCAGAUUGGUUACGUUGCCUUUGAGACCCUAUGGUAGCCCAAGAAUGAAAAUUACCCCUAUGAUGGCAUACCAUUUGCAAUAGUAGACAACCCAAGGUAUUGCAAAUGGGGUAUGUCCAGUCCUUUUUAGUAGUCACAAACACUGGCCAAAAUUAGCAUUUUUUGCAUUUUUCACACACAAACAAAUACUAACACUAACUUUGGCCAGUGUUUGUGACCAAAUGGCUACUAAAAAAGACUGGACAUACCCCAUUUGCAAUACCUUGGGUUAUCUACUAUUGCAAAUGAUAUGCCAUUAUGGGUGUAAAUUUCUUUCCUGGGCUACUAUAAAGUCCCAAAGGCAACGUAACCAAUCUGGCGAAUUUCAAUUUCAAAUGUAACGUGCUAUAUUUGACCCUGUAACUUCCAAAAACGCCAUAAAAUCUGUAUAUAGGGGGUACUGUUUUACACGUGAUACUUUGCUGAAUAUGAAUAUGCUUAUUUUAUUGCAGUAAAAGCAAACAGUAUUACGACAUUGACAGUUAAAAUGUCAUGUAGAACUAAAAAAAUAAACAAAAUCUUAUUUUCUCCCAUUUUUUUCAUAUUAAAUUAUGUUUCAUAGCUAAAUAGUUGAUAUUAAAUGAAAGCCAUGUUUCCCCUGAAUAAAAUGAUAUAUAAUAAGGGUGGGUGCAUUUACUAUGAAAGAGGUGAAUUACGGUUGGACAGACAUGUAGGGCAAAUGCCAGGUUUGGUUUACAUUUUGUUUCGUUCACAACGUGUACAUUUGGCUCCGUCCUUAAGGGGUUUAAUGAAAUAGUGGGUAACAGAAAUGUCACAUAUAUCCUCUUAUAUUUGUAUUUUCAGACAUAAAUAUUCAAAAUAUAAGUUCAUGCACAGUUUUAUAUCCUUAUGAGGCUCAGACAGAGGAAGAACUUGGCUUGAAGAAAGGUAUGUUGUAAAUGAAGCCUGUGUCUUUAAAUGUUUUGUGUUAUUCUUACUACCACCAUGCAAAAUUAGUCAGUCAAGUGUUUGUUUUCUGGGGACUGUAUUGUAUUAGGAGAAAGAUACAAAUGUACGCCAUGUUAAGCCUAAAAUACCUUCCCGCAAAGAGACACCCAGAGUUAAAGUUGACUCCCCAAUCUCCAUAAUGCAUUAAAAAACAAGCUAUAAAAUUUGUGGUCCAAACGACUGUCUCUGCAGUCUGGUAGUUGUAAAUUACUGCCUUUUCUGAAAAGAAAUCUGUGUUUAUAUGUAUCUUUAAGGACACCUAUAGUGUCUGCCACUCAGAAAGCCCUUCCUGUUGCUGUCUUCAUAAAAAUGUUGAAUUUCCCCAUAGAGAUACAUUGAGCUACUGCAUUUCUAUGAUUAAAUGUCCUUGCAGGGAGCUUUAAACCAGUGCUUCCUGUAUGUCCUGACCUCAGUGGGCCAGGCUGACCUGCCAUUCACGUGAGGUUGACCUGUCAUUAACUUGGGUGGACCAACUCUAUUUUCAGAUAGGUCCACCUCUUUGGGAUCGAGCUAGUGAUGCGAUCACAUCACUUAUCUAUUUCUAAAUAGAUAAGAUAAAGACUUUCUGGCGCUUCUUUUGUAUAAGCUGGGCAGCUGGUAUAUUCCAGAAACCAGAAUUUCUUCAUUCUGGCCCUAACAUUUCAGCCAAUCCUGUUCCUCCUAUUACAUUCACUUGAAACACUGUACAUAUCAUAAUAUGAAUUGCUGUGUGUUGGCUCAGGAGACAUAUAAGCCCUUUUAUAGAAAUAUAGAAUAGAGGGCCUAUAUUGCCACUUUGGAUAAUACAACUAUAUGUAAUGAUGUCAUGUAAGUGAAUUAAUGUGCCCUUAGAGUAACGCAAGGUUUAAUGAAUAUAUUUUUUCAGGUGAUCGUGUAAUAGUUCAUACCAAGGAUGAAGAUGGUUGGUGGUAUGGUACCGUAAAUGGAAGGAGAGGUUAUUUCCCUGCUACCUAUGUCAACGAGAGUGAGGAAGACCAUACAUCCCAUGCGUAGAAGCAAUUUAAAAAUCUUCAAUCUGUUUAUGAAGCAAUUAAGUUUUCAACAUUAUUCUUUACUAUGAAUUGUGAAUUCAAAGGGAGUUCCAAAUCUUGGGCACAAAUUGCUGAAUUUGGAAAAAUCUCCAAAUCGACUAUUUAGGUGUACAAUCUGAAACAGACUUUGAAUUCCCAAUAAUUCAUACUCUAGUGCAGGCAUAGGCAACCUUCGGCACUCCAGAUGUAUUGGAAUACACCUCCCAUGAUGCUUUGCCAGCAUUAUGGCUGUUAGAGCAAUAUGGGGAAUGUAGUCCACAACAUCUGCAGUACCGAAGGUUGCCUACUCCUUCUCUAGUAAAUAACCCAGUCUUAUUGUAUAAAAAAAAAAUAUUUACAAUGUUUCUGCAAUAUCAUUGGCAUACUGUAGUACUAUUACUUUUAUCUUUGGACUAAAGUCACCAAACAGUAAAAUGUCGCAUAUUGCAGAAGAUUUAUACAUUUUAAAUCAAAAUACAUAAUUUGGAAAGAAAACUCUAUUAUUUAUAGUCUUCAUUUGUUUUCUAUAUUUUGCUAGUCAGGUGUUGACUCCGCAGAACAAUGACAGGAUUAUAUACAGAAACCAAAGUGAGAAUAAAAAGUGAAUUUCAUAUGUAAGACCAAAGAAGCAGAACUAUAUGCAUUUCCAACUGAGAAUUUUUCCAUUUCACCUACUUUUACAUUAAAUUUUAAAUUUACUUUGAAUUCUCACUUUACUGAAUAACCCUUUUUUGUAUUAUGCAAAGAUAUCCCUUAACAUAAGAAACACUGUCAGUGAGAAUUGCCAUGCAUUCAAAGUGAAUUCAAAUCAAGUCAAAUUUAAAGCUAAUGUAGUUAACUGGAAGACAGCCACUAGAGGCUGGCUUAACCCCAAAUGUAAACAUAGCAGUUUCUCUGAAACUGCUAUGUUUACAUCUGAAAGGUUAAUACCUGAGGGAACUGGCACCCAGACCACUUCAUUGAGCUGAAGUGGUCUGGGUGACUAUAGUGUCCCUUUAAAUUCAAAAUUCACUUUUUAAUGCACUUUAAAUUGCUUGCAAUUCUGACAUUGUUUAAUAACCCAAUAACUAAAAUAGUGAGUUAAAAAUAUUCAAUUGUACAGUCAGUUGCAAAAGACCAAUUUAUAUCAGUAAAAAAACUUCUAUAUGAUGAACUCAUAAUAGAUCUGUCUCCUACUGCUUGACCCUUGAAGCCAUCUUAAAUUUAUCAUUACAAAAAUCAAUAUUUCUUAAUUGCAAAACUACUGAAAUAAUCCAACAUCACUAUUAACUAGUAAACAUUUCUAAGAUAAAGAUUUUUAUCAAUCCCCUGUUUGUUCCUUGCAAUGGGUGGGUUCGAUGUUAAAGGUACACUCGCAACAUAAUCAUUACAUCCAACUAAUUGCUUGUAAUGUGAGGAAGCUGUGCAUUUUAAAUUCAUGCAUUGUUUGAAAUCUCCAGUAAUCAAACUUCAAAGACCAAGUUUGUGAAAUAUUAGCACAGAAGUAAGCAAUAUCAAUGUGCUCACAUAUGGUAGGUGUGAGGAAAAUAAAUAUACUGCUUAUCUCUAUAUGUAAGGAACACUGGUGGUUUUAUUAACAAUAUAACAUACUUAAUAUUUAAUGUCAUUAUUGGAGCUUAAUGCCAGCAUACAGUAAGUACAGUUGAAUAAUAAUUUGUGAAAUGCAUGUAUUUACAACAAGUUAUAGCAAUCUGCAUUGAUCUCUGUAUGGCUCUGAGUGACAUCAGAACCCUCCGUACUAUAGUGUGUGGGAGGCUGUAGGGGGCUGUUACUUUGAGCCUAUUUGCAGAUGUCAGAUUGUAGUCCUGACAUAGGCAUUCGUUUUUUCCGAGCAAUGCUUUCCCGUACGAUUUUCACAAUUUGCAGGAAGUCUGAGCAGUGGAGAGUUUGAAGGUAUUAAAGAUAAGUUGUUAUCUUCCUAGCACCAUAACUACUUAAGUGAACUUCUGCAGAAUUUUUUUAUUAUCUUUUUUUUUUUUUGACUUACAGAAAUUUGCAGUGACAAUCAUUCGGUAUUUCGCCAAUUUAUCAAAUCUAAAGCAUUUAACAUUUGAUAAAGGAGGAACUCUCAAAAGUUUGUCAACUUUCUGUUAGUCCAAUAAAAAUAUAUUAAAUGAUACUACAAUACUUUCCUAUUUUGCAUCCUCACUUCCGGACUAAUAUGAAAACGAAAAUAUCAUGUCUCAUUAAACUGCAGUGUUCAUGGUGGUUGGAUUGUACCUUUAAAGAGUCAUCUUAAUUUUCUUUUUAAAUAUCUGUUGCAAAUGUCAACAGGCACUAACGAAUAUUUUAUAGUAAAACAUUUGGUUUUGAAACUGUAAUGUUUUUUAUUAUAUGAGUCACUAUUUUGUAUGUAAUUAAGAUACCAGAGAAAUAUGACAUCUUUGGAUUUUCUUUUCCUUGUUAAACAGUCUUUUUCCUACCCUAAUGUCACUGAAACUUUUGAAACAAUUGAUUUCUAAAACACACUGGAUCAUAGUAUGGUACCUGUUAAUCACACACUAGAAACCAUGGAAAAACCAAAGUGGUUUUGCAAGUCAAUAUGAUCCUGAUAACUAAUAGACAUGUGAAGUGCUGGACUCUUGUUUUUUUUUUCUUCAAAAUGUAUUUUGUAAAUGGGAUAAUUUUUGUAAGUGUUUAUAAAACAGAACGGAUACAGGAAAUUAUGUAACAAAAAUAUAAAGAUUGUAAAAGAUUAUAUAACAGCUCUAUAUAGCUUGUAAAAAAUUAACAUAAAAAGUUAUGGGUUCCAUUUAAAGGUGCUAUGAUUUUUUUUUUCUGAUUUUUUUUUAAUGACAUCUGCCAAAUGUACUGCAUACAUUUUCUUUUAAAGGAACCCUUUGGGCACAAUAACAACUUCACUGUCAUGCGUUUUUAUGGUUCCAGGAGGUUCCAGGCGUCGGCUUACCUUUAGGGAUUAAACCGUCCAUGAAUGGCUUAACCUCAGAGUCUUCUCUCCAGUGCCAUUUAGCAUUGCCGUUGUACUUCCAUUUCUUUCAAAUUCUUCAAAAAGGAAGCCUCAGACUGUCUUGGACAGGGCACCACUGAUUGGCUGAGCAAAGGGUAAUGCUGCAGCUCCAAGCCAAUCAGUAGCUCACAAUUCACAAUUUUUUUGUACCGCAAGCCAUUUUUUUUGUAUGGGGAGCUACUGAUUGGCUUAGCUGACACUCUCAGACAAUCAGCGAUACCCCUAUCCGUGGCAGUCCGACACUUCCUGUUAGUGGAACCUGAGAGAAGCAUAAGGUGCUAAAGAGAAGACUUUGGAGUUAAACUGUUCAUGAAUGGUUUAACACCAAAAGGGUAGCUGGUACCAGGGAACUCCUGGCACUUUAAUAACUUAAUGAGUGUUUCUUUACGUUUUAAUAAAAAAUACACUCCAAGCACAUAGUAGUGAUAAAUAUUUCUACACUUGAUCAUCCUAAUUAAAGUUCAUCGCUCGUGUUAAAUGUGACUUGGUAUCAAUUUAUUUAGAAUAAAAAUGUAAUCUCUG